Myotis brandtii (Brandt's bat) is the source of this 4692-nucleotide messenger RNA. RefSeq names its product regulator of telomere elongation helicase 1 (gene RTEL1). The record is from RefSeq and is a predicted model, not a curated record. The transcript has 33 exons. Gene Ontology annotation, biological process: negative regulation of DNA recombination; DNA replication; DNA repair. NCBI's taxonomy places the organism in Eukaryota, Metazoa, Chordata, Mammalia, Chiroptera, Vespertilionidae. The coding region runs from base 351 to 4514 and encodes 1387 amino acids. Gene Ontology annotation, cellular component: nucleus. Gene Ontology annotation, molecular function: DNA binding; DNA helicase activity; ATP binding.
UGCAACGGACCGGAAGUGGGAGCAGAAGUGACGUAAAGUGACGCUACGCACCUCGGCGCACGAAGUCCGAACUGGCAGACGGCGGAGCACGCGCUGGUGCCCCGAACUAACUGGGGUGAAUUCUUGGGACCCUUGGUCGUGGAAGGCUUCCGCAGAGACUAGUGGGCCGAGAGUCGCGGAGACCCUGGAACUGGAAUUCCUGGAAAACUGCGUCAUGUCCCAGUGCCACAGGCUGGCAUCCCUUACCUGGAGUGGCUGAGACCCUGAGAUGUUCAGAGUGGGUUUUGUCUCACAGACCCGCACAGCCUGCAUGUCAGCCAACCUCGGAGCCCUCCUGAGAACAGGCCAUUAUGCCCAAGAUAAUCCUGAGUGGGGUGACCGUGGAUUUCCCUUUCCAGCCAUACAAAUGCCAGGAGGAGUACAUGGCCAAAGUCCUGGAGUGUCUGCAGAAGAAAGUGAAUGGCGUCCCGGAGAGCCCCACGGGCACAGGGAAGACCCUAUGCCUGCUCUGCAGCACGCUGGCCUGGCGGGAGCACCUCCGUGAUGCCAUCUCCGCCCGCAAGAUUGCUGAGAGGACCCAAGGGGAUCUCUUCCUCGAUCGCCCCUUGUCUUCCUGGGGGAAUGCUGCUUCAGAGGGAGACGCCACAGCUUGCUACGCAGACAUCCCAAAGAUCAUUUAUGCCUCCAGGACCCACUCGCAACUCACACAGGUCAUCGGCGAGCUUCGGAACACGUCCUACCGGCCCAGGGUGUGUGUGCUGGGCUCCCGGGAGCAGCUGUGUAUCCACCCCGAGGUGAAGAAGCAGGAGAGUAACCACAUGCAGAUCCACCUGUGCCGCAAGAAGGUGGCGAGUCGCUCCUGUCAUUUCUACAACAACGUAGAAGAAAAGAGCCUGGAGCAGGACCUGGCCACCUCCAUCCUGGACAUCGAGGACCUGGUCAAGAGUGGGAACAGGCACAAGCUGUGCCCAUACUACCUGUCCCGGAAUCUGAAGCAGCAGGCUGACAUCAUCUUCAUGCCCUACAACUACUUGUUGGAUGCCAAGAGUCGCCGGGCACAGGGCAUCGACCUGAAGGGGACAGUGGUGAUCUUCGAUGAAGCUCACAAUGUGGAGAAGAUGUGCGAGGAGUCGGCGUCCUUUGAUCUGACGCCCCACGAUGUGGCCUCUGGAUUGGACGUCAUUGACCAGAUCCUGGAGGAACAGAGUAGGGCAGCGCAGCAGGGGGAGCUCCGCCUGGAGUUCAGUGCAGACGCCAACACAGGGCUGAACAUGGAGCUGGAGGACAUUGCGAAGCUGAAGAUGAUCCUGCUUCGCCUGGAGGGCGCCAUCGAUGCUGUGGAGCUGCCUGGAGGUGACGGAGGUGUCACCAAGCCGGGGAGCUACAUCUUGGAGCUGUUUGCCGAGGCCCAGAUCACACUGCAGACCAAGGGCUGCAUCUUGGAGUCCCUGGACCGGAUCAUCCAGCACCUGGCAGGACGCGCAGGGCUGUUCACCAACACGGCGGGACUGCAGAAGCUCGUGGACAUCAUCCAGAUGGUGUUCAGUACAGACCCUGCCGAGGGCAGCUCCUCAGUGGGGCCCGAAGCCUCUCAGUCCUACAAGGUACACAUCCACCCUGACACCAGCCACCGGGGGACAGCUCAUCGGUCAGAUGCUUGGAGCUCCACGGCGUCCAGAAGGCGAGGGAAGGUGCUCAGUUACUGGUGCUUCAGCCCCGGCUGCUGCAUGCGCGAGCUGGUCCGCCAGGGCGUGCGCACGCUCCUCCUCACCAGCGGCACGCUGGCCCCGGUGUCCUCCUUCGCCCUGGAGAUGCAGAUCCCCUUCCCAGUCUGCUUGGAGAACCCGCACGUCAUUGACAAGCACCAGAUCUGGGUGGGGAUUGUCCCCAGAGGCCCUGAUGGAGCCCAGCUGAGCUCCGCCUUUGACAAACGGUUCUCUGACGAGUGCUUGUCCUCUCUGGGGAAGGCGCUAGGUGAGUUCCCGGGAAGCCCUGGCCUGGCUGUCCCAUCCUGGACCCCACCCAUCCAUGGUGUCUGGGGAGCCUGCCUCGCCCCUGCCCAGCCCUGCACCCUUCCCUGCUUUCUCUUCCUGGGGCAGCCGGCGGGGCCUCUGGACGCCCUUCCCACUGACCAUGGCCACUCACUUCCAGUCAACAUCACGCGCGUGGUCCCCCACGGGCUCCUGGUCUUCUUCCCCUCCUACCCCGUCCUGGAGAAAAGCCUGGAGUUCUGGCGGGCCCGGGACUGUGCCAGGAAGCUCGAGGCCCUGAAGCCUUUGUUUGUGGAGCCGAGGAGCAAGGGCAGCUUCUCAGAGGUGAUGGGUGCUUACUACGCAGCUGUCGCCUCCCCGGGAUCCCGAGGGGCCGCCUUCCUGGCUGUGUGCCGGGGGAAGGCCAGCGAGGGGCUGGACUUCGCAGAUGUGAAUGGCCGAGGGGUGGUUGUCACGGGUCUCCCGUACCCCCCACGCAAGGACCCCCGGGUCAUCCUCAAGAUGCAGUUCCUAGAUGAGAUGAAGGGCCGGAGUGGGGCCUCGGGCCAGUUCCUUUCUGGGCAAGACUGGUACCGGCAGCAGGCGUCCAGGGCUGUGAACCAGGCCAUCGGGAGGGUCAUCCGGCAUCGCCACGACUAUGGGGCCGUCUUCCUCUGUGACCACAGGUUCACCAGUGCGGAUGCCAGAGCCCAGCUGCCAUCCUGGGUGCGCCCCCACGUCCAAGUAUACGACCACUUCGGCCACGUCAUCCGAGAUGUGGCCCAGUUCUUCCGGGUGGCUCAAAAAACAAUGCCGGCGCCCCUGGCUGCCACCCCGAGCCCGGGCCCGGGAGAAGGCACCGUCCCAGUGGCCGUGUCACUCGGGGCCCUCUCCACCAAGAAAGCCAAGAGUCUGGACCUGCACGUCGCCAGCCUGAGGCGGAGGCCUCCAGGACUGCCAGCCUCCGGGGACGGCGGGGACACCGAGGGCAGCCUGUGUGUGGAGUACGAGCAGGAGUCGGUUCACACCCAGCGAAGGCCUGUGGGGCUGCUGGCCGCCCUGGAGCACAGCGAGCAGCUGGCCCGAAGGCCCGGGGAGCAGGCCGGGCCUGGGGAGGAGGAGGCACAGUGCCGCUCCAGCACGUCCCUCCCGGGUGAGAAGAGGUCUGUGGCGGAGCAGAGAGGAGGCAGGAAGAAGAUCAGGCUGGUCAGCUGCCAGCAGGAGGGGCUGACGGCAGGUGCGCAGGCGGACAGAGCCAAGCUCUUCAUGGUGGCCGUGAAGCAGGCGCUGAGCCGGGCCAGCUUUGCCGCCUUUACGCAGGCCCUGCAGGAGUACAAGGGCUCGGACGACUUCCAGGCUCUGGUAGACCACCUCAUCCCCCUCUUUGCCCAAGACCCCAAGAAGCACAGCCUGCUCCAAGGCUUCUACCAGUUCGUGCGGCCCCACCACAAGCAGCGAUUUGAGGAGCUCUGCCUCCAGCUGACGGGCCGAGGCUGUAGCCAUCUGCCUGAGCACAGCCUUCCGCGUGGGCAGUGGACACAGCCAGCCCCGGACCCCGGUGGAAGGAGGGAGCCUGUCCCCAAGAUGACCCUGUCCCAGAGUGCGGCCAGGCAGCUGGACACUGGAGGGCACCUGAACCAGGGCCAGCCUCACCUGGCCUCCAGGCCACCACCGGAAGGAGACACUGGCCUCUGUCCACAAGAGGGGUGUGGCGUCCCUCAAGCGGAGAAGCCGAGCCAGCCUGCUGUGAGCACCUACCUGGCAGAUGCCCGCAGGGCCCUGGGGGCUGCAGGCUGCAGUCAGCUCCUGGCAGCACUGACCACGUACAAGCGGGAUGAUGACUUUGAGAAGGUGGUGGCUGUGGUGGCAGCACUGACCACCUCGAGGCCUGAGGACUUGCCGCUGCUGCAGAGGUUCAGCAUGUUCGUGCGCCCACACCACAAGCUGCGCUUCUGGCAGACGUGUGCAGAUCUGACCGGCCAGCCCACCCCGGACACAGGCACUGUGCCCCCGGGACCCCAGGAAGGGAGCUCCGAGGUGUUUCCCAUCCUCACCCCCAGGGUGACCUGCUGGUGCUCUUGCCACCCCCACCCUGUCACCCCAGAGCCUCCGCAGCCUUGCGGGGCACGGGCAGCAGAGGCGCACCAGCCACCCCUCAGACUCACUCCUCUGUGUCCAGGCCCCUCCGAGCCAGAGAGACUAGGGAGGACCCAGAGCAAGAUCUCCUCCUUCCUCAGGCCACGGCUGGACCCCCGUGACCCCACGGACAGACAGUCUGAGUGGACCCCCAGGAGGACACUGCGUGCUGGGCCUGGGGUGCCUCCACCAGGAAGCAGAGCCACCGGCCACUCUUCUGAGAGGCCUGGGCACGGCAGGGCCUCCAAGGCUGAGGCCACCCUCCCUGGAUGCAGCGUGGACACUUGUCUGCUGGCUCAGGGUGGGCCAGGCCCAGCACCAGCCACCUACCAGCCAGAGAGGCCGGUCUGCACAAGGGACACCCCUGAGACAGCAACCAGGUCUCGGGCCACCUGGGAGAAGCCCUGAAGCCACCGUGGGGUGGGUGGGCGAGGUGCUUCCCCAGAACUUUCCCUGGCUGCUGGCUUGUGGGGGUGGGGGGCUCAGGGGUCCACAGCUGGGCCGCACCUGGAGCGGGUGGUCUGCUCCCUGGCAUGCUGGGACUGUGCCUGGAGGUGGGCUGAAUAAAGCUGCUGGCACACGCGGA